AUGUUCAUCAUCCCCAGCCUCUAUGGACACAAAAAUAACCAGGUCUACCGUUGCACGGUAGUCUUCUGUGGAGUCCCAGUCGUUUAUGUCACAGUCAUUGGAAUGCUCUGCGGUUCAAUAAUCAGCUGGGCUGUCUCCGCCGCACAAGUGUUCUCCCAGGACAAUUGGGCGAACCUGGGCUACGAUGUGGUGACAGAAUUCGAAGGCAUUGGGAUCAGCGUCUUCUGCUCUGUGAUGAUCAACCUCACUGUCACCCUCGCCAUUUCCACCAAAGUCAUCAGAGCCAGAAGGGCGUUGGAAAAUCUCCGUAUCGACACCCCUUCGCCGCACGAUACUGUGAUUGCGAUUUUAAUGGAAGCCGCAGUGCCCUCGGCCCUUCUCGGAUUGGCUGUCUUCCUUUCUUUGCGUUCGCUUUUCCGGGGGAAGCGAGACAAGUUCUCUACGCACUGGUUAAGGGUAUUAUGGCUAUCCGUGACGGCUUUUGCACCACAUAUCAUGCUUCUUCGUGUGGUAGAAGGCAGGUCCUGGAGCGGGCACGAUUCGAGAGUUUCAAGGCCACUGGCCUUCAUUGAAAGCAAUAGUACGGGUGUUGACACUGCCCAGGAAGACGGCACUCGUGUUUAA
This is a messenger RNA of Coprinopsis cinerea okayama7#130, 624 nucleotides long. RefSeq lists its product as hypothetical. The coding region runs from base 1 to 624 and encodes 207 amino acids. The transcript is spliced from 3 exons. Lineage: Eukaryota; Fungi; Basidiomycota; Agaricomycetes; Agaricales; Psathyrellaceae. The record is from RefSeq and is a predicted model, not a curated record.